This is a messenger RNA of Amphiprion ocellaris (clown anemonefish), 7657 nucleotides long. RefSeq names its product myosin, heavy chain 6, cardiac muscle, alpha (gene myh6). Gene Ontology annotation, molecular function: ATP binding; cytoskeletal motor activity; actin filament binding. Gene Ontology annotation, cellular component: myosin complex. NCBI's taxonomy places the organism in Eukaryota, Metazoa, Chordata, Actinopteri, Pomacentridae. The coding region runs from base 73 to 5877 and encodes 1934 amino acids. The record is from RefSeq and is a predicted model, not a curated record. The transcript has 2 exons.
CGUCAGCAGGAAAACACACUCUCUUCUCUGUUUUUUCUGUCUUCUGACUGUCAAGGACCUCCACCCUCAACCAUGGGUGAUGCCCUGAUGGCUGAGUUUGGGAAGGCUGCUCCCUACCUGAGGAAGUCAGACAAGGAGCGUCUGGAGGCUCAGACCAGACCUUUUGAUAUCAAAGUUGAAUGUUUUGUAGUUGACGAUAAAGUAGAAUAUGUAAAGGGACAAAUCCAGAGCAAAGAUGGAGGGAAGGUGACUGUCAAGAAGGAUGAUGGAACAACGGUGACAGUAAAGGACUCUGAUGUUCACCCCCAAAACCCGCCGAAGUUCGAUAAAAUUGAAGACAUGGCAAUGUUCACAUUUCUCCAUGAGCCCGCUGUGCUGUUUAACCUCAAAGAGCGUUAUGCAGCUUGGAUGAUCUACACCUAUUCUGGGCUUUUUUGCGUCACUGUUAACCCCUACAAGUGGUUGCCUGUCUACGACGCUGAGGUGGUGGCCGCCUACAGGGGAAAGAAGAGGACCGAGGCUCCCCCUCAUAUUUUCUCAAUCUCUGAUAACGCCUACCAGUACAUGCUAACUGAUAGGGAGAACCAGUCUGUCCUUAUCACCGGAGAAUCUGGAGCAGGAAAGACGGUGAACACCAAAAGAGUCAUCCAGUACUUUGCCAGCAUUGCUGCAGUCGGGGGAGGAGGCAAAAAAGACACCAGCAAGGGGACACUGGAGGAUCAAAUCAUCCAGGCGAAUCCAGCGCUGGAGGCAUUUGGCAACGCCAAAACGGUAAGAAAUGACAACUCAUCUCGAUUUGGAAAAUUCAUACGGAUUCAUUUUGGCACCAGUGGCAAACUGUCAUCUGCUGACAUUGAGACAUACCUGCUGGAGAAGUCACGUGUCACCUUUCAGCUCAAGGCUGAGAGGAACUAUCACAUCUUCUACCAGAUCCUGUCCAAUCAGAAGCCAGAGCUGCUGGACAUGUUGCUGAUUACUAACAACCCAUAUGACUACUCCUACAUCUCCCAAGGAGAGGUAACGGUCGCCUCCAUCAAUGAUGCAGAGGAGCUGAUGGCUACCGACAGUGCCUUCGAUGUGCUCGGCUUCACUCCAGAGGAGAAGAUGGGCGUCUAUAAGUUGACUGGUGCCAUCAUGCACUAUGGAAACAUGAAGUUCAAACAGAAGCAGCGAGAGGAGCAGGCUGAACCUGACGGGACAGAGGCGGCUGAUAAAUCAGCUUACUUAAUGGGGCUGAACUCUGCUGACCUCAUCAAAGGGCUGUGCCAUCCUAGAGUCAAGGUAGGGAAUGAAUAUGUCACCAAAGGUCAAAGUGUGGACCAAGUCUACUACUCCAUCGGUGCUCUGGCUAAGUCAGUGUAUGAGAAGAUGUUCAACUGGAUGGUGGUGAGAAUCAACCAAUCACUGGACACUAAACAGCACCGUCAGUACUUCAUAGGAGUGCUGGACAUCGCUGGAUUUGAGAUCUUUGAUUUCAACACAUUUGAGCAGCUGUGCAUCAACUUCACCAAUGAGAAACUGCAACAGUUUUUCAACCAUCACAUGUUUGUUCUGGAGCAAGAAGAAUACAAAAAAGAAGGAAUCGACUGGGAGUUCAUUGACUUUGGGAUGGAUUUGCAGGCCUGUAUUGACCUGAUUGAGAAGCCUCUGGGCAUCAUGUCAAUAUUGGAGGAGGAAUGCAUGUUUCCUAAAGCCAGUGACCAGACCUUCAAAUCAAAGCUCUAUGAUAAUCACCUGGGCAAGAACAAAAUGUUUGAGAAGCCGAGGGCAGCAAAAGGAAAAGCAGAGGCUCAUUUUGCCCUCGUUCACUAUGCUGGCACAGUGGACUACAACAUCAGCGGCUGGCUGGUCAAAAACAAAGACCCUCUGAAUGAAACUGUGGUUGGUCUUUUUCAGAAAUCCUCUCUUAAGCUUCUCAGUCUGCUAUUUUCAAGCUAUUCUGGAGCUGAUAGUGGAGACAAAGGAGGUGGCAAAGGAGCCAAGAAGAAAGGCUCUUCAUUUCAGACAGUGUCUGCUCUUCACAGGGAAAACCUGAGCAAGCUGAUGAAUAAUUUGAAGACCACUCAUCCCCACUUUGUCCGCUGUCUGAUUCCUAAUGAGAAGAAAACUCCAGGAGUCAUGGACAACUGCCUUGUGAUGCACCAGCUGCGGUGUAACGGUGUCCUAGAAGGCAUCAGGAUCUGCAGGAAGGGUUUCCCAAACAGGGUCCUUUAUGGUGACUUUAAGCAGCGGUACAGGAUCCUGAAUGCCUCUGCCAUCCCAGAAGGUCAGUUUAUUGACUGCAAAAAAAGUGCUGAAAAGUUGCUGGGAUCCCUGGACAUCGACCACACUCAGUACAAGUUUGGCCACACAAAGGUUUUCUUUAAAGCUGGGCUGCUAGGAACUCUGGAGGAGAUGCGAGAUGAGCAGCUUUCUCGAAUCAUCACCAGGAUCCAGGCCAAUGCUCGUGCCAUUCUCAUGAGGGCACAGUUUGCUAAGCUUGUGGAACGUAGGGAUGCCCUAAUGGUCAUCCAAUGGAACCUUCGGUCUUUUCUGGGUGUGAAGAACUGGCCAUGGAUGAAGCUCUUCUUUAAAAUUAAACCUCUGCUAAAGAGUGCUGAGUCUGAGAAGGAGAUGGCCAACAUGAAGGAUGAAUUCAACAAGUUGAAAGAAGCUCUGGAGAAAUCCGAAGCAAGACGGAAGGAACUAGAGGAGAAAAUAGUGACUCUUCUCCAAGAGAAGAAUGAUCUGACUCUUCAAAUUCAGUCUGAACAGGACACUUUAACAGAUGCAGAAGAACGCUGUGAACAGCUUAUAAAAAGCAAAAUUCAACUAGAGGCCAAGCUCAAAGAGAUGGCUGAAAGACUGGAGGAUGAAGAGGAGCUGAACGCUGAUCUUACAGCAAAGAAACGAAAGCUUGAAGAUGAAUGCUCUGAGCUGAAGAAGGAUAUAGAUGAUCUGGAGCUAACUUUAGCCAAGGUGGAAAAAGAGAAACAUGCUACAGAGAAUAAGGUGAAAAACCUAACGGAGGAGAUGGCUUCCCAGGAUGAGAACAUCAUGAAGCUGACCAAAGAGAAGAAAGCACUUCAGGAGGCUCACCAGCAGACACUGGAUGACCUGCAGAGUGAAGAAGAUAAAGCCAACAGCUUGACAAAAGCUAAAGCUAAACUAGAGCAACAGGUGGAUGAUCUGGAGGGCUCACUGGAGCAAGAGAAAAAAGUCAGAAUGGACCUGGAGCGCUCAAAGAGGAAGCUCGAAGGAGACGUGAAACUGACCCAGGAGAGUUUGAUGGACUUGGAGAAUGACAAACAACAGCUCGAGGAAAAACUGAAGAAAAAAGACUUUGAGAUCACCCAAGUAACUUCAAGACUCGAAGAUGAGCAGGUUGCUUCGGUUCAGCUUCAGAAGAAGCUGAAAGAAAACCAGGCAAGAAUUGAGGAGCUUGAGGAAGAGCUGGAUGCUGAGCGUGCAGCCCGGGCCAAAGUGGAGAAGCAGCGCUCUGAUCUUUCCCGAGAGCUGGAGGACAUCAGCGAACGUCUGGAGGAAGCUGGUGGAGCCACAUCAGCUCAGGUGGAGCUGAAUAAGAAGAGAGAUGCUGAAUUUCAGAAGCUGCGCAGGGAACUGGAGGAAUCCACCCUCCAACACGAGUCUAUUGCUGCAUCUCUGAGAAAGAAACAUGCCGACAGUGUUGCUGAACUGGGAGAACAGAUCGAUAAUCUGCAACGUGUUAAGCAGAAACUUGAGAAGGAAAAGAGUGAGCUGAAGCUGGAGCUGGAUGACUUGUCUUCUAACAUGGAGAGUGUGGUGAAGGCGAAGUCAAACAUUGAGAAGAUGUGCCGCACAAUGGAAGACAACAUGAAUGAGUACAAGUGUAAAUAUGAAGAGGCUCAACGGAGCAUCAAUGACUUGACAACCCAGAGAGCCAAGCUUCUCACAGAGAAUGGUGAGUUUGGACGCCAGCUGGAGGAAAAAGAGUGUCUGAUAUCACAACUGACCAGAGGAAAGAACUCCUACAACCAGCAGGUUGAAGAUCUACGCAGACAGCUGGAGGAAGAAGUGAAGGCCAAGAAUGCCCUCGCCCAUGCUGUUCAGUCUGCCCGUCAUGACUGUGAUCUGCUCCGAGAGCAGUUCGAAGAGGAGCAGGAAGCCAAGGCUGAGCUACAAAGAGCCCUGUCCAAGUCCAACACUGAGGUUGCAGCAUGGAGGACUAAAUAUGAAACUGAUGGGAUCCAAAGAACAGAGGAGCUGGAAGAAGCAAAAAAGAAGCUGGUCCAGAGACUGCAGGAGGCCGAGGAGGCCAUCGAGGCCGUGAAUGCAAAGUGUUCAUCUCUCGAGAAGACCAAACACCGCCUUCAAAAUGAGAUUGAAGACCUGAUGCUGGACCUUGAAAGAUCUAAUGCAGCAUCUGCAGCACUAGACAAAAAACAAAGAACCUUUGACAAAGUCUUGGCAGAGUGGAAGCAAAAGUUUGAGGAGUCACAGUGUGAAUUAGAGGCCUCCCAGAAGGAGGCUCGGUCUCUGAGCACUGAACUCUUCAAAUUGAGGAAUGCUUAUGAGGAAUCACUGGAUCAACUUGAGACCAUGAAGAGAGAGAACAAGAACCUCCAAGAGGAGAUCUCUGACCUUACUGAUCAGCUUGGAGAAGGCGGACGGAGUGCACAUGAACUGGAAAAGAUCCGAAAGCAGCUUGAACAAGAAAAGGCUGAGCUCCAGUCAGCUCUGGAGGAGGCAGAAGGUUCUCUAGAACAUGAAGAAAGCAAGAUCCUCAGAGCCCAGCUAGAGUUCAACCAAGUGAAGGCUGACAUGGAGCGCAAAGUGGCUGAGAAAGAUGAGGAAAUGGAGCAGGCCAAAAGGAACUACCAACGGAUGCUCGAGUCUCUUCAGUCUUCUUUGGAAUCUGAGACCAGGAGCCGAAAUGAGGCCCUUAGAGUCAAGAAGAAGAUGGAGGGUGACCUGAAUGAAAUGGAGAUCCAGCUGAGCCAAGCUAACAGGCAAGCAGCCGACGCCCAGAAACAGCUCAAGAGCCUACAGGCAUUCCUAAAGGACGCUCAGCUCCAGCUGGACGACAGCCAGCAUGGCAAUGAUGAUCUGAGAGAAAACAUUGGUCUGCUUGAACGGCGAAACAACCUGAUCCAGGCUGAGCUGGAGGAAGUGAGGGCUGCCCUUGAACAGACGGAGAGAAGUCGGAAACUGGCUGAGCAGGAGCUGACUGAUGCAACAGAGCGGAUGCAGCUCCUCCACUCGCAAAAUACCAGCCUGAUCAACCAGAAGAAGAAACACGAAACUGACCUCCUCCACCUGCAGAAUGAGAUGGAGGAGGCUAUACAGGAGAAUCGCAAUGCUGAGGAGAAAGCAAAGAAGGCCAUCACAGAUGCAGCCAUGAUGGCUGAGGAGUUGAAGAAGGAGCAGGACACCAGCGCACAUCUGGAGCGCAUGAAGAAAAACAUGGAGCAGACCAUCAAAGACCUGCAGCAUCGACUGGACGAGGCCGAGCAGAUCGCUAUGAAGGGCGGCAGAAAGCAGCUCCAGAAACUGGAGGCUCGCAUCAGAGAGCUGGAGAAUGAGCUGGAGGUAGAGCAGAAGAGGGGAACAGAGUCCAUUAAGGGGGUUCGCAAGUAUGAACGGCGAAUCAAAGAGCUCACCUACCAGACUGAGGAAGACCGCAAGAACAUGGCUCGCCUUCAGGACCUGGUGGACAAGCUGCAGCUCAAGGUCAAGUCCUACAAACAUGCAGCUGAGGAGGCAGAGGAGGCAGCCAACAGCAACAUGGCUAAACUCCGCAAGCUGCAGCACGAGCUGGAGGAAGCUGAGGAGAGGGCCGACAUAGCCGAGUCGCAGGUGAAUAAGCUGAGGGCGAAGACCAGGGACGGCUCCUCCAAGAAGGGCCUGGAUGAGUGACAAGAUCCCAGAAGUCAAUGUCACAGGUGUUCCUAUUGCUGGAUGUUUGAUCCCAAAGCUGCCGUGGAACCUGAAACCAACAGCAACACGUUUUAUCGCCAUUACAAGUAACAUAUGUAGUUGUAGUGUUAAUUAUCCUACUUAUCAUUUGAAACUGGGUAGUCUGAGUGUUCAAGUUAAACUAUUCUCACUGGUGUUGACCAACCCUGUCUGUCUGGGUUUGUUUACUUUUGGUUUUAAGUCACUUUCUGGUUAGGUUUAUACACCAAAACUGCACUGUGAAGUUUAAGAAAAUAUCAAGCUUGUUUGGACACUUUCACACGUUAGAAGCUUGGUGAAAAUUAGGCAUCAAAAUUAUUGGGUUAGGAUUUGGAAAAAUGCCAUGGCUUGGUUUAAAAUACGACAGAUUCACUAUUUUUAUAAGCCUUUCCUCCUUUUUCUUGGUUACCAGGAUGUUUGAGAAAUACUUGUACAGAAACAUAAUUAUGCGGAGACUUUGUUGUUUUGACAUGAUGCCCAAUUGAAAGCCAAGACAUCACCAAUGAGGUUUGAGGAAGUUUAACUGGAGUCAUGAAGUUUGUCUUCGAAGGGUUCGUGUGGUUUGUAUGUCAUGCUCUCUCAGGUAGAAAUGUCAUAAAAGAAGAACUCAUGCUUCUUAAAUGUUCUGUGUGGUAGGAAACAGAUUGUUUAGAGAAAAGAUGGGAAAAAAAUACAAUUUCUGUACGUUGUCAUCUCUCUGUGGACACCUGGGAGUCUGUUCUGUCUUCUGCCUUCUGAGCAAACAUACGAACAUCUGAGUUUAGAUCCUCCAUGUUUAAUAUCAUUCUGCAGCCACUUUGAUAAUGAAUUGUACCUCUCCUCCUGAUCUAAAGCUUGUCCAUCUUCAUCUUUUAGAAUUUUUAGCAAAGUUUUAACUCACACGUGGAACUAAAAACACAAAUGAUGCUCUUGCAGGUUCUUCAUAAUGCACCUCCCAGUUUAGCAGCCACUGGAUUAAGGAUGUGUUAGCUUCACAAGUUGAUUAACUGCCAUGUUCAGUUCACUGUUUACCUGAAGUAUUCAAGACUCCAGACAGCCAAUCAGAGAGCAGCAUUUUCCAUCGUUUAGGAGAAAAUUUAAAUGUAACUGAAAACCCCUUAUCUCAGCAUCAGUUCAGCUGAUCCAAGUUUCACUAAUGUUUGAUUUUAUGCUGCUUUUGUUAAUUUAAUCUGAUGUUUGUAAGCUCUGUGAUGUUUAAGACUCAUACCAAGGAUAAUCAGUUAUUGAAUUCAAGUACGGCCAGCAUCUUGUUUUCGUUUUUUUUUCUGAAUCUAUUACAAUCGAUUAUGACAUGCUAUCAUUAAUCUGUAGAGAAAUAAAUUCCUGCUGAGCACUGAGAGCUCAUCUGUGUUCACUCUUCUUUAAAAAAAUGACCACGUGUUUUCCUACUUACUGUUUCAAAGGUUCAUAGAUGAAACUCAAAUCUGAGUGCCUUAAAAAUGAUGUCAACCAAGCAAUAUAUUAUGCAACUGAACACAUUAAAAGCACCAUAAAUGAUCUAAAUGUCCACAGUUUGCUAAAGAAACUUACAGUGUUAACAUGGCCAUAUGAUAUUUUUUAAUAUGCUAUAAAACAGACCUAUAACUGAGUAUUUCCACCUUGAAGCUGCAAUGUACUAAUGACAGAUUGAGACAGCCAAAAUUUCUGAACAAACCGAAGAAAACAAUCCUGUUUAACUGCAGGGUGGGACUUUCUGUAUCAUUAUUGGAUCCGUAAUAAAUACAUCAAUGUGUAACUUUGA